CGCUAUGGCAGGCGCGUCGUGCCGAACUGCAGCGGUUACUGAACUGCCCGGCUAAAUGUGACAAGACUGCUCAUGUGGCUCCCCCCACGGUCUCGGAAAGUUAAGCUUCUUAACUUUCUUCGGUGCAUCCUCAUCAACAUCCUCAUCAUGUAUCCGGAUCCUCUGAACCUCGCUCUCCUGCUGUUACUCUGUGCGGGGCUGCGCGUGGACGCGGCGGCCAUCGACGACGCGCCGGAGAUCAGAUCCGUCCGCGGCGCCGACUGCACCCUGACAUGCGGCGCUGAGGACAAGGCCGGUGUGGAGUACAGAGCCCUGAGGUGGUACAAGGUCAGGGAGCCCCCGAUGUCUCGCCUCAGCGGCCUUUUGACCCGGGACCUCCCCAACGGCACGACGAGGUGGUACACCGGCCUGGACCGAGAGGUGGAGCUGCUGGGCGAGUCCCGCAGCAUCUUCCUGCCCAACGUGACGUGCAGCGACAGCGGCGUAUACAUAUGCCACCUGGCGGCGCCUGUGGGAGAGCAGAACAGGGAGGGGCAGGUCCGCCUCACUCUGACAGAUUGUGACGACCAACUCACAGAGGAGCUGAUCACAGAUGCUUCCCUGGUUAUUUGCGCCACAGCGGUGCUGAUGGUGGCACUUGUAAUAUUCCUCAUAAGCUACGGUAGUCUGAAAAAUAUCCUCCAAGACAGAAGCAAGACAACAACAAAAAAAGAAACUUUAUUGGACGCACGACUAAAACCACUUGAAAAGAAGGACUUGAUGUUGAUUUACACUUUGGGUCCAAAACCAGUCACAAUGAAGCACAUCUGUGUUUAAAGACAAAGCCAGUGCUGAGAAAGCUUCACUGCCCGAUGACCUGGAAGACCCCCCCCUCUCUGAGCAACCCGUCGUGUGUUACACGUGAUUUUUGGGGUGAAAACCUUCACGAGAAAACAAAAUUGAAAUUUCCAGCAUGAGCGGGAGGACCAUCACUUUCAGCGUUAGCCACAGAAUCACCUCGUCACUAGCACACCGACGGUUAAUCCCUCCGGUGAGCAACAGCAGCUCCUAGAAAACCCCGACAGGAGCUAAAUAAAAAAAAGAAACAAACAAAAAAAACCCAAAAACAUGGACACAGAAAGUGAUCUUCCUUCCAGGACAGUAAGCGGCACAGUUGGAACUGGAGUCCGACACCCACCCUCCGCUGCUAUGGAGGGGUAUCUCCUCCAACGGGGCGGCUGUGGCUCAGGAGGUGGACGGGUCCAUCCCUCGCGCUUCCGCUCCACGUCCCGAAGUGUCCUUGGGCAAGACACUGAACCCCACAUGGCUCCCGAACACCACUGCAUGGUGCGCGUGCAGUUGGUCAUCAGUGUGUGUGUGUGUGUGUGUGUGUGUGGCUCACAGAUGAAGCAAACUAUAAAUGCCACAUCUACUAUUUUACUGAGGUGCCAGGAGCAACAGUUAGCUGCCCACGUUCCUCCCCGUCUCUGUGCAACGUAUGGCUUCUCUGCGGAGCAUCGUCCUCAGAUUUACUGCCAUUGUACCUGUUAGUUUAGGAACAUGCUCCGUGUAAGCACUUAAGUGGAGGAAUGAGGGCAUUAAAGGUAGGUCCUCACUCGGACACAGGGAUCCACGGAUCGGGUGACGGAUACGGAGGAGGACGACGACGACGACGCACACCUACGGGAACCUUUUGUAUAACAGCGGCCUCCUGUCGCCACAACUAGCAAUUACGGGAUGAGUGGUUCAUUUUAAAAUGUAGCACAUCAGUAGUCGAAGAGAGUCACGAAUAGAGCUGAACCGAGUGGUCGAUUAAUCGAUUACUCAAUGAAGCAAAAAUACGGAAGCAUUUUGUCAUUUUCCAGGCGCUCAAAUGAGAGGAUUUCCUGUUUUCCUUCUCCAUAAAUCAUUGUAAACUAAAUACUUUUGGGUAUUUGGACAUUUGGUCAAACAAAACAACUCGACAAUUUUUCCUGAUGUUUCAAGACUGAGCAAUUAAUCGAUUAACUGACACAGUAAUCAGCAGUUUGAGAACAAAGGGAUACGGUAGUUAGUCGCAGCCCUACUCAGAAAUACCACAAAGUUAUCUUAACUCAACGCCCUCUUAAAAGGUUUCCCCUGAGCAGUUUCGUUCCAGAAUCGAGAACUGACUGUGUCGGCCAGCAUUAGCAGCCAUAAUGUCCAGGUCACGUCAGACCAACUUAAACUGUAGCAGUGUGUGUGGAUGUAUUCAAGCAAUAAAAAUAGCUAACUGAUUAUGAAUUCAACAGAAAAUGUGAAUUUUUCUUUUUUUUUUCUAAAUCUUUACAGGUAUCUUUACUGGAUUUAGCAGUUAGAACUACAGAAAUUACUGAGCAAGGCUCAAGCUUUCGCUCAUUUUGGGUUUUAGCGUCUGCUGAUUGUUUUGUUUUGUAAAGUUCUGUCUUUUUUUAUGCCAUGUAACAAAGUUGUAAAGUUGUGAUAAAAUGCUUAAACCUUCAUGUUACAGACUAAUCCAGAAUGAUGUGUUUUUCGCUUUUGAACCAGGGAAAUUAUUUCUGAAAAUCACAUUUAACCCAUAUUUGUAGCAGACCUAGGAAUAGGUAGCGUCUGAGCAUAGUUUGAGGCUUUAUUCUACAUCUCUCUGCCUGGAAACUUCAGACCUACAUCGCACGCGUUGGGGGAAACCUCCACAUCAGGACCUUUCAGCUGCUGCGAGAGCCAAACCUCAGUGCCCUUUCAAAAGAAGAAGUCAAAAACACAAUCCGCUCUUCUCUGCUCUGCUUUUUGCAUUUCAUUUGAACUCCGCUCUCACACUGGGGACUGCCACGUCAGUGCCGCCUAGGCUUUUUAUUCUUAUGAGAUCAAUGACCCAUAGUAAGCCACUGGACUCUCUUCUUCUAUGAGGAACUAGAAAGAUGAAAAAAACCCCAAACAAACAGUGGAAAUCAAUGUUUUAUAUCCCCGUUUAUGUCUUUGUCGUCAAACGUUGUUGUGGGCUGGUGUUUGUGGUGUUGGUUUUUGUCAUUUGGCUCAAUCUGAGAUGUGUAUGUAGAUUUCUGCUUUGUAAAACUUUCCCCGUGAUGGAAAUUCAAAUGAUUUGAAAGUAAAGCGUGAAGAGAGGAGGACGCUGAGGCAGGAGGCUUUGUUUCAGACCUCUGAAAAGAAGGACCGAAAACCUUCGCUCUGUUUAUUGAUCAGAAGG
Messenger RNA from Xiphias gladius (swordfish), 3163 nucleotides. It is a transcript of the gene cd83, whose product is annotated as CD83 molecule. NCBI's taxonomy places the organism in Eukaryota, Metazoa, Chordata, Actinopteri, Istiophoriformes, Xiphiidae. Bases 73 to 816 code for a protein of 247 amino acids. The transcript is spliced from 6 exons. The record is from RefSeq and is a predicted model, not a curated record.